GACCCGCCGGUGGCCAAACUCCGCCGCCACCACGAACUCAAUUCCACGGGACAAAUUGCAGAGACCACCUCGGAAUUCUCCAAAUUCAUCGCCAAUGUCCUCCUACGUCACCACCCCCCACCACCACCACCACCAUGGCUGCUGCUCCGGCAGCCGCCGCCUCCAGGCACCGGCGCCUCCCGCCCGCCCCCGCCUCGUCGUCGCCGCCGCCGCGAGACACGUGGCCCUCCCCCCCCGCCGCGCGGUGGCCUCGAGGGCGAUGAGCGCCGAGGCGCCCCUGGGUGUCGCGCCGGCGGCGGCGGAAGAGGAGAUGGCGGCGGUGGUGGACGAGAUGGCGGAGGAGGCCGCCGUCUGGUGCGCCGUGCACGGGCUCGUCGUCGGCGACCGCGCGGAACCGAGAUCAGGAACUAUUCCUGGUGUUGGUCUGGUUCAUGCUCCAUUUGCGUUACUUCCAACACGUUUUCCAGCAUCUUUUUGGAAGCAAGCACGUGAACUGGCUCCUAUUUUCAAUGAUCUUGUGGAUCGUGUGAGCUUGGAUGGCGAGUUUUUGCAAGACUCCUUAUCUAGAACAAGACAAGUUGAUGAUUUCACUUCUAGGCUCUUAGACAUUCAUGCGAAGAUGAUGGAAGUAAAUAAGGAGGAGGAUAUCCGUUUAGGGUUGCAUCGAUCUGAUUACAUGCUGGAUUCUGGAACCAAUUCACUUCUCCAAAUUGAGCUCAACACUAUUUCAUCAUCAUUUCCUGGUCUUAGUUCCCUUGUAAGCGAACUUCACAGGACCCUACUUAAUCGACAUGGCAAGGUUUUAGGCCUUGAUUCCAAAAGGAUUCCUCAGAACUGGGCUGCCACCCAAUUUGCUGAAGCAUUGAGCAUGGCUUGGACUGAGUUUAAUAACAAGAGUGCUGUAAUUAUGAUGGUUGUUCAACCUGAAGAAAGAAACAUGUAUGACCAAUACUGGCUUAUCAAUCAUUUGAAGGAAUCGCAUGGUGUGAAGACCAUUAGGAAAACAUUGGCACAGGUAGAGGCUGAAGGGCAGGUUCUUCCAGAUGGAACGCUUGUGGUAGACGGACAGACAGUUUCUGUUGUGUAUUUCAGAGCUGGAUAUUCUCCAAAUGAUUAUCCUUCUGAAGCGGAAUGGAGAGCCAGGCUUUUGAUGGAGCAGUCAUCUGCUAUAAAGUGCCCUUCAAUAUCCUACCAUUUAGUGGGAACGAAAAAGAUCCAGCAAGAACUAGCAAAACCUAAUAUUCUUGAAAGAUUCCUUAACAACAAGGAGGACAUUGCCAAGCUACGGAAAUGCUUUGCAGGCUUAUGGAGUUUAGAUAAUGAAGAAAUAGUGAAGACUGCAAUAGAAAAACCUGACUUGUUUGUCCUGAAACCUCAGCGAGAAGGCGGAGGAAACAACAUAUAUGGUUAUGAUCUGCGAGAAACGCUGGUCAGACUCCAGAAGGAGCAGGGAGAGGCACUUGCAGCCUACAUACUGAUGCAAAGGAUUUUUCCAAGAGCUUCUCUUACUCAUCUGGUCCAGGGUGGCGUUUGCUUUGAGGACCUUACAAUAUCUGAGCUUGGGAUAUUUGGAGCCUAUUUGCGGAACAAAGAUAAGGUAGUCCUGAAUAAUCAGUGUGGUUACUUGAUGCGCACCAAAGUUUCUUCAUCAAACGAAGGUGGAGUUGCUGCAGGAUUUGCUGUUCUGGAUAGUAUUCUCCUCACAGAUGAGUGGUAAAGCAGAGGGUCACUCACCAUGCACCAUCACACCAAAUAUCAAAUCAAUCUUGAUAAGCAUAUGCUCCAGUCAACUUCAACCAGUUUCUGAGGCAUUCCUGUCACACCGUAGAAUGAAUAGACCAAAAAAAAUCUGAAAUAUUCUUCUCUAGUUUCUUCUUCUCUUCUGAAAUUUUGAAUUGAAUCUGUCUUUUGUGAUGUCAUUCUUGCAGUGAGGAAGCAAGGUAGCAAGAGUUACAAUUGACAGCUAGCAGACACUGGAAUGAACCUGGCUGACAGAAGGUUGCAAUCUCAGGAUUCGGUUGAGCACCAGUUUUUCUCAGCCACAGGCAUACAUCAAUGACAGAUAAAAUAACCUAAACAAUUUUUGCCACAGAAGAGUAAAUUACACUAGCGGUACUUAAACUUGUAACGAAGUUUCACUUAUGUCCACGAACUUGCAAAACGCGCAUCGAGAUCCUUAAACUUGUUUAA
Oryza sativa Japonica Group (Japanese rice) is the source of this 2190-nucleotide messenger RNA. RefSeq names its product glutathione synthetase, chloroplastic. Gene Ontology annotation, cellular component: cytosol. Gene Ontology annotation, biological process: glutathione biosynthetic process. NCBI's taxonomy places the organism in Eukaryota, Viridiplantae, Streptophyta, Magnoliopsida, Poales, Poaceae. Gene Ontology annotation, molecular function: glutathione binding; ATP binding; glutathione synthase activity. The record is from RefSeq and is a predicted model, not a curated record.